CUGUAGAUAUUAUGUAAAAUGGAAACAUUAAAGCAACAGUUUUAUUAUUUCUAUCGCUUCUUAAAUCAUAUAGAACUAUUAUUAUUAUCUGCAUAAAACUGCAACUGCAUACGAUGCAUUUGAAUAAAACAGAACACAACCACCUUCCUUCUAAAUUGUGAAAAUGUGUUCUGUUUUUGCAGGGAGAUAUUGUUUUGUUGGCUUUAAAAAGCUACCUGAGGCCAGCUCUCACAAAUGAGCUUAUAGUCUUAGACGUAGGUGAGUUGUAUAUGCCUGACACAUGCGUGACAUAUGCUCAUGCUGAGGAGUUCACUGAAAGCCUCACUAAUCCUUUCAGCUGCCAGUUUUGUGUAUGGUAGAGAGGGAUGUGUUUCAAUGCACGCUACAAUGGCUUUUUUUCUAAACAUGGGCAUCGGUCGGUGGAUUUAUUUUGCCCAUCUAUAACAGGUGAGAGGGAAUUUAAAAUGGAUGUAUCAAGUUUUUUUUUUGGCAGCAUUUGGUGGCAUCCUUGUGGGGAAGGAUGUCAUCGGACAACCUCAGCCAUCCAAAAAUGACGUUGGCUAAGGACAUUGGCUAUUACUUGCAUCAUUCACACCUCUGGGUCUCAGAGUAGACAAGACAUUCAGCCUUUAUUUAAAAACCUCCAAAAUGGGUUGCUCACCAUCCAAAGGUAACCAUUUUGGGACUCUGGGUACCACGGGUAAGGAGAGAAUGCUUCCCCCUGCACCUCAAGGAAGCCUCAGGGAUUCUCAUUUUGAAGUUGUAGAGGAUCAUAAUUUGAUCAGAUCAACGGAAUGGGAUACAAGGGAGAAAAAGGCUGCUGGACAAAGAGAUGUACUUCAGAAAGAGGCUCAUUCGACGCCACAGAAAAAUGUAGCAGAGCUAGACCCCGAAGCAGGACUUGGGAGUCAAGGAAUGGACAGCAACGCAGUUUCAAAAAGAAAAGACAAAAAUUCUGACAUCCAGGCAGCGACAGAAAGGAAGCCUGGCAGAAAAGCCAAACGAAUUACUAGAGGUAAUAAGGGGCUUAAAAAGAAAGACAAGGACAAACAGAAACCGGCAGAAGAGAAAGUGGACUUCCCUGAACCGUUGGUUAAAGCUCACCAAGCUGCUUAUGUCUUUUUGAAUCCUAGCAUAAACAAAUAUGACUUUUUACUGGGACUUUUGGAACAAGCAACCGAAACACAGGUGUCUGUGCAGACCAUGGUUGCUUUCAUGGCUCUACGCUACGAGGAAAUGAUUCAGGCACUGGAGGAGAUGGCAGAUGAGGGAGAAAAACUUUUAAAAGAAAAUGGAGAACAUCUUGCUUGGCCAAGUCAAUUGGAAAACCUCUCAUCUUCUCCACAUUUGAAGUCUGCCUCUGCUAAUAGUGAGCCCCCACCAGAUUUGUUGCAGCAACUGCUUCAGUACACCACACAGAGAAUGCGAAAUGUGAGCCAGACUGUUGCUCGAAUUGGGGAGUGUGCAUUGGAGGAGGCAGUGGGAUACUUUUUGUCUGUCUCAGAGCUUUUAGAGGAGAAAAUGAAAGUCAAACGUGCGGUGGAGACUAGGCUAAUGCGACUCUUGUCUCGUAUUGAAAUGGCUUCUCUGCGCAAGCCCGGACCAGAGGAUUCGGCUCUCUUUAGUGAGGACAGUGGAAUUGGAGCUGAGAGUGAAUCCCUUGCUGGGUCUGAAAGACGCCAUAGACGAGAGAGUUGUGCGUCCACUGGGACAAACAGAACUACACCGGUCAGUUCCAGUAGAUACACUUCCACGAACAUUAGGCAAGAAGUAUCAAAGCAAAAGUAUACAAAUCAAAUAAGUUUUUCCUCCACCUCACUCAAUUCAUUAGGUUCCACAUGUACCAUAUUAGACAAUUACCAAAGAGACUCAGUGCUAGGAUCAGUUUCCUUAGAUUAUGGGGAGGAAGAAGACUAUGAUGAUGAUGAGGAGGAACUGGACAGGGACAUGGAAGAUGUAAGGAUUAGAAAGCAAUCCAAUUCUUCAGCUGCGGACUGUAAACAACAAAGUCCGCGCCGCUUGCCUCCAAAGCGCAUGGAGAAUCCUCAAAAUGUAGAAAUGACUCUCAAAAUGAAAAAUGCUAUUAGUGGAAGGAUACAAUUUGUCCCAUCACAGAAUGCUGGUGCUAAAACAAAGGUAGGGGGCAGCCCAAAAGCCAGUAGACGCCAGUGGAUGGAGGAGGAGGAACGCUCCCCAAGGAGACCUCAAACAACAGCACCUAUUCGUAAGGCGGUGGUAAAAAAGACGGCAGUGCCUAGAGAGCGACGUUCCCAGUCAGCUGAAUCCUUGCGUAGCAAAGGUGAAGAUCAUACUCUGCUUGAACUAGAGAGGACCCAAAAGGAUUUAAACGUGAGGUUACAAAGGAUGAGUAAAAGCAAGGCAGGUGGGAAUAUGAAGACAGCUCCAUUGAAACCGAACCAAGGAACCUCACCAGCACAAUCUCCAGCAAUACAUCGCAAGCAUCCCGCACUACAGAAGAACAGCAAUCCCCAACCACUCAAUGACCAAGUAGGCCUUACAAGUCGCAAAAGUAAAAAACAGGAGUUAGCUAGUGAUGUGGACGAUGAUAAACCUAAGGUAAAGAAAGCAGCCAAGGGCCCAAUAAAAGCGACCCCACCUCCCAGUCCUCCUGCAUCACCACGACCAUCUUCAGGGCUUUGCAGAGGAAGGAACUCAGUCAAAAGACUGAUCGAUACAUUUAGCCAAGGAAUAGAGGAUCUAGAAGAUGUUAAUAUUGCGGGGCCACUAAAAGGAGUACGAAAGUGUGGCGUUCCUGUGUUACCUGGUUUAGGGAAUGUGGAAGCCAUCCUCAGUAGUGGUAUAACCAGCUGUAGACCUGACUCUACUGUAUCUGAGAAAACCAACGAUUUAGAUGUGGAGAGUCUUCCUCCACCUCCAUUGGAAGUAUUAAUGGACACUUCAUUCGAAAGUGCCCAAAGUCUUUUAACUUUCAUAGCAGAUGAAGGGGCGACAAAACCUGUAAAAUCACCUUUAUUCAAAAGGGCUGCAGUAUCGCAACGACUGAGGGCUUCAGUUAGGUCAGUGACGGUGCUGCCAAGUAAAGGAGGCCUGCAACCAACUUCUAAAGUUAUUUCCCCUUGUAGAGCAGAUCAACCACAUGUAUCUGCUCUGUCAAAGGUCAAUCAACCAGAAGUCCAGUUGGAGGCAGACCCAAGGAAGGAAAAUGGUUCAGACAAAAAGAUCUUAUACCUAAGACAAUCUUCAGUCUUACAGAGAUUGUUAAAAGCUGAUGUAUCAACAAAUCCGUCGGCCAGUCAAGAAGAAUCAGCAGACAUACAAAAUUGUGGCGACUUUUCAGUGCCUGGAUGUAACACUGUAGUGUCAACAGUGCCUCCUCAUUCUGUGGUCAGGGGCCAACCAUUUGCCACAUCACCUGUGAAUAGAGGGCGAAUGUUACCCUCUACACCUGCUACGCCAAGCAAUCUACAUGGAAGACUUCCCAGUCCCAAUAGCUUAAAAAAGCAACCUACUCCACCUCCUUCAGCUAGCCCCCCUGUUAACAGGAAACUCCCCACACCGCCAGCGGUUCAAGGGAGACUCCCCAGCCCCCCUGUCACGAAGCAGAAUAUUUCAAACUUGACCUCCUCCUACCCUUUCAAAGCUCCGUCUCCCCCAGCCUCGCCAAAAGUACAAAGAUGGUCAAGGGAGAACAGCACUGAAGAUGUAUCUAGUGUUCGGAAGAUCAAUAACGCACGUUCAGUCUUCGGCCCUGCAUCGCCAUCCCUGUUUGAGGCCCAUCCUCGACCCCCUCAAGCGUGGACCUCUUCUGGGGUCUCCUUUCUCUUGCGUUCUUGGGGGAGUCGUGGGAGGUUUCCUGUAUCUGUUCAAGGACCUCGACCCUUCAUCCGACGAAGCCAUUCGGAUCAGAGGCCAAGUCCGAGUCUUCCACCAAGAUCGCAAACCGUCUCAGUGGCUGAGACUUGUGGGAGUGAGCCAUCAAUAUGCUUACAUGGGCUGGAUGAUGAACCAACCAGAGCCGAAGGGUUAUGGGGAAGCCAAUCAAACCUGAGAGGACCUCUACGCUCGGCAUCCCAGCCGGACCUAUGCGUUAUCGGACAGGCCUUGCACAGAGACUAAAGGGGACCAAUGGUGAGCCAGUGGGAUUAUGGAUUAGUCGGCGUUAACAAGGAUUAAAGAAGACAGUGUUUAACCCAACGUAUGAGAGAAAGAGCAGAUUGUGUCCAGCCUGCUGUGGUAAUGCAUCUUCACAAUGUUAAGGAUACAAGGGUGUGCAUACUUAAGCAUGUACACAAUUACAUUUUUACAACAUAGGUCAUUCAUUGCACGGCUUUGUAAUAAAUCUGCAGAUUGAGGUGUUUAAUCAUCACGUUUUCUUCAGUUCACUCAGUCUGGAGUAUUUCUUGGGUUAUUAAUCCAAUCGAUAAUGUUAUUGUCAAUAAUGAAAUAUCAUUGUCAUUGACUAUAGUUUUAUUAUUACAGGAAGA
This is a messenger RNA of Pungitius pungitius (ninespine stickleback), 4466 nucleotides long. It is a transcript of the gene pcare1, whose product is annotated as photoreceptor cilium actin regulator 1. The transcript has 2 exons. The coding region runs from base 649 to 4098 and encodes 1149 amino acids. NCBI's taxonomy places the organism in Eukaryota, Metazoa, Chordata, Actinopteri, Perciformes, Gasterosteidae. The record is from RefSeq and is a predicted model, not a curated record.